AUGAAGAUACUACUCAUCGGAACAGGAGGUUGCCUGCCUCGAUCAUCGGCGACAGACAAGCUCAACCGUCGAUUAAUUCCUGUAUCACAAUACCUCAGUCAGUUCGUGUUGGAUAUCCGGCACCGCCCAGGGAAAUCCAACCUAGUCGCGGAUGGCCUUUCACGUCUGCCAUCCACACAGACUCCCGAACCAGACUCCAAUGUUCUCGACGAAGUCAUCGACGCAUGCGCGGACGAAGUGCCUUGUUUCGUGACCUGCUUUUUCGAAAUCGACCUAGAAUACAUGGCGGCGCUGGAACGCGGCUACCAUGUUGACCCAGUUCUGGCCCGUAUCUGGAAGAACGUGGACGACGGCAAGCUCGCGGCCUAA
Messenger RNA from Penicillium canariense, 369 nucleotides. RefSeq lists its product as uncharacterized. The transcript is spliced from 2 exons. Bases 1 to 369 code for a protein of 122 amino acids. The record is from RefSeq and is a predicted model, not a curated record. NCBI's taxonomy places the organism in Eukaryota, Fungi, Ascomycota, Eurotiomycetes, Eurotiales, Aspergillaceae.